AUUGCUGUUAUUUCCUCUCAGCAUCCUCUGUAAACAAACGCGUCGCGUCUUUAGAGAGAAAAACGGUGACGUGAUUAAAUUAAGAACAGUAUAAAGGGAAACGCGUCGUGUUCUACAUUCCUUCCUUCGCCAACUACAAUUUAUUUGUCAUUUAUGUAAAAAGUAUUCUCUAUAUUAAAGAGUCCAUUAUUUCGUAUUAAAUUCUUGAAAUAUUCUUCAUAUCAACAACAUUCAAACAUAAAGCUGGAUAAAAUCAAUAUGCCGAGCUGCUUGGAUUUUAUUAGAAAAACGCAGCGACGUAUAGAAAGUAAUGUCGACUUAGACAUUGAUCUUCUCAACAGCGGAAUUGACUUAUUUGAAUCGCUGAGUGUCUCUGACUGCGAUCUGGGGGAAACUUCAAACGUGCUCCAACAAUUGUUUCAGACUUCGGUUUUUGAACACUACGACGCGAAUGUACUAUCAUCAUUGGCCCUAUUGGGCGUGUACAUUUUCUUCACGUUGCAAAGCGAUGAAAUUGGUGAAACAGUACUUGUCGGUCUGACAAAACUCUCCGCGGAAGUACUUACGACGGUAAAACAGAACAUUGGUCCGAAAGUGUUGGAGAAGGCUCUGACGGUUUUGUCUAAACGCGAGAUACCCGCUCUGGAUCAGUCAUCUCUCAGCUAUAGUGACGAAAUGUAUUCUGCAAUUCUAACAGACCGACUUAUUUUGCAGUUGACUUCGUUUUUUGCAGCGAAGUGUGAACCAAACAAGGUAUGGCUGAUUUCUAACAGGAAGGUAUUGCCUUUGAAAGCAAUUGGACGGUAUCUCAAACAUCGAGACUUUGCAUGCAGGUUUCUCGCAGGACUUUUCAUAUUUCGCUUCUCAACCUCCGACAAAAGCGAAGAAGCCGCUAAGCAAAACGAAUUACGUGUUCAUUUGUUCGUGGAUUCCGCGGAAUUUGACAAACAGCCUACAAUGCAAAUGUUCAAACCAGACAAAGUUUUUGAAACAGCAAGCAUGAAAUCAAAAUACUCGUUUAAAGGACACAUACGCGUUGGAGGAGACAGUGCCUCUCCCGCGAUGAUGACGCUUGAACCGAGAGAUUUUAUUGUUUACCGCAAGAAAGCCUCCCUUGUGCAGGCGGCAUGGACCUCAAUUAAGAAGGUCUCGGUAUAUACGGGCAGAAAGUUCACACUUUCCUUCGACACUUCAAUUGACGACAUAGAACAGUUCACAUUUACCAGCACCUCGGCCACGCAAUUUAGACUGUUGCAAUCCACUCUUGGUAAACUCAUUCCCCACGAUUCUCCCACAGUGCUAACAACUGCGCCUAUUCGUCUCGAUGCUGCAAAGGCGACAGAAGCCUCUAAAGCAUCAAAUGAACAAGAAACAGAAAGUGUGUCUGCAGAUUCUGAAACAGGCGCAUCUGACGAGUACAUUCCUUCAGAGGGAGGAUCCGACGCUGCUAGCCCUGUUGGGCAAUCUACUCUACCAACUGUAACCGAGACCGAAAAUGUGCCUGCACAACAGCCUCUUCAAACACCCGCGGUAUCUAAAUCUGUUGCGAAAAAACGUCCACCGAAGCGAAAGUUCCUUCAAGAUGACCAAGUACUCGGCUCGCCCAUGACACCGGUCUCUAUGACUGAAACACGUUUAAAACAUAUCCAAAAAGCCAGCUCAAAAACAAACAGAAAACCAAAAGAAGUCAAACGAUCAAACAAUAAUGAUGCUCAAACUAAUGCUUGUCAAACAAAAACGCAAAACCAAUCCUCCGUGUCUGCACUUGAGAACAAGGAAAACAUGAACCAGACUCCUAAAAGCCGGCCAGCAGAAGAACUGCUGUUUACGCCAAUGGAGCAGAAAUCCAUUGCCACGCCUUUGGCGGAUCAUACAAACAACAGAAUUGCGGAACUUUCAAACCAUAUCGUAAAAAAAGAACCCAAUCAUGCUUCGCUCCCGACACCUACUGCCCACGAAAGCGGAAAAUCUAUUUGGACAAAGUUACUAGAAGAGAAGCCCUGGAAGCGGACACAUCCUUCAGUCAACAUGCCUUUACACUCGCGAGAAAUUGAUUUAGCACAGUUCGACAUUAAGCCCACGGCGACUUUUUCUCUUCCAUCACCCAUAGGAAGCAGCGACAGAGAUGUGGAUGGGCAACCGAGGGCACAAGAAUUUGACACAAGCAAGACGUUGUAUUCCAGCACAUCCAACGACGAUUCGAACACAAUUGAUUUACAGAGUGUUUCAAGGAGUUCGCCCAUGCCACAGAGGAAGCAUGCAUGUCCUCAGAAGCCCACUCAAGUCGCUGGCGAAUUCCAAACAACCGGACCGAGUUUCUACCUGGCCCAAAUUUCUAAGCAUCUAUGCGACGAGCUUGUGAAAAAGGAAACCUCUAUUCGACAAAACGUUGAGCAUUACCAUGAACGGUGUCGGCGUUCGGUGUCUGACUUUCAACAUCGACAGCAAUCCCGAUUCGCCCAUAUUGACCGGGAAUUAGACAAUUUGAGUGCACAGUUGAUGCAACAGCUCGCAAAUCUUCGUUAAACAGACUGCGUUUCUCCUUACGGUGAAUGUCCGCCACUAGAGGAUUGAGGCAAUAACAGCUCGUUGGUGAGAAAUGCACGAUUGCGAAUGACACAAGGGAUUUUCAAAAUCGCGAAUACAUGACGGUGCAUACGGAUAAGAAUAAUCAACUAUAUAAAAGCACUUCCGAACCCGGUCCGUUGAGGGCCAAACUGGAAACAGGCGCUAUGGAAUACGUUACAAGACAACAUGACAACUAUUGAAAGCAUGUUAAACCUCAAAAACUAGAGGGAAAAAGAAAUAUAAUAACAACGAAGGGAAGGAAAAACAGUGCAAAUGUAUCAAACAAAUCAAAGUGUACAAGCGAACAAAUGCACAUGCAUAAAGAAAACUCACCAACAGCUUGAACGGAUACAACAUGCAGGGAAAAGGAUUCAAGACUCAAAGGGCUAAUGAGGGAGAGGGCGAACGUAAUGGACGAUCAGCGACCCGGAGGACAGGACAUCCAUCACAAAGAAGAAUUUAUGUUCGCGAAAUUAAAUGUUCGUAGUAGCGGGACGAAUCAAACUCUUCAGCCAGUUGUUCUCCAUUUCAAGUUCGCGCAGACGAGCUUGCAGGGCAACAACCUUUUCCGACAACUCCUUAACGCUACGUUCGAGCUGUUGCUCCUUCAGCUUUUUCUUGAUACGGAAACGAGCACUGGCAGCCGUAUUCCUACGACGCUUGUCCUCCUCGGCUGCUGUACGAGCAGGUGUGCUUGUGGAAGAACGGCGGGUUUUGGAAGGAUUGGCAGCAGCUGCUGCUAGCGCAGCAUCAGUAGCAGCCUCUAAAGCGGCCUUGUCGAUAACACUGUUCACAAUAGCAGUUGUGUCUGUGGAUUGUUGUUGCUUUUGUUGAUCAAGAGGAACAGCAGUCGGGAGGGUAGGAGCAGCGAUGCGAGAAGAAGCGGCUUCAGGAGCUGCAACAGCAGCCGAGAGUGAAUGAUAAGGCUGUUGUGCUUGAGACGGUUGUUGUUGUUGCUGCUGCUGCUGAGAAACGGGAUCAACACUCGAAGGAAUUAACGAAGCUGGGUCGAAAAUCAAAUUAUUCACAUCGCCAGUCAUUUGAGGAGCAGCAGGAGCAACUGCAGGAACUGAAGCUGAAGAAUUCGAUGUCAGUGGAUUAGACGUGAGGUAAGAUUGUUGCUGUUGAAGACUUUGAGGUUUCAACGACGUUUCGUUUGUUGCCGAAACAGGGAACAAGUUAGGCAAAUCUAAGAAACCCAAGGAUGCAGCCGAGGGGUUUCUCGUCGCCGAGGGAGGGGUCAAUUGUUCCUCUUCCUUAACGACGGAGCCAUGAACGCUGGUACUUGUGUUCGUGUUCUUGUUCUGAUUGUUGCUGCUGUCCUGCACGGGCAAAGGCUUGACGUUGUUGGUAUCGUUAAGACUGCUUGCCGAGCUUUCCAUUGACCGAUAAACGUUGGUAGGAAGAAUACCGCAUACCUCAAAAUCCAAGAAUGAGGUGUUUGUGAACAAGUCCAGUUGUUUUUUUACGUCUUCGUUCAAGAAAUCGUCAAACGUAGGACUGUCUUCAAAAGUAACAUUCAAGUUCUCAAUGGCACUGUCAGGAGUAAAGUCAGACAUUUUUCACCGGGAAAAAAUACGCUUAACACGGAGAAACAAGUGAAUAAAAGAAGACUAAAAAGAGGAAGAGAUGAGAGAAAACGAGAAAACCGCGAAAGAACCGAAAAUGAAAAAUUCUCUGUCUGUGUGACUUAGACACGAAAAAAAUUCCUAAUCAGGUUUAUGACAGAUUUAUCACUGUAAGCCCCAGUAAACACAGGUCGACUCUAUAGAAAGCCCAAAGUACGGUUGUACUUUUACACAGCGGUACAAAAAGCAAUCGAAAGCGUCUAUAACGGUCGUUCUUUCUAAAUUGCUGUCGCGUACCUCAGUUCGUAGAUAUGUGCAGUGGGAUAACUCUAUCUUACAGGAGAGGGGGUUUGAUGCACGCGUCUCGGUCAGCACCAUUAUCUACUCCUGACCAACCAAUCAGGCUCGCCGGAAGGUCUCCCCGCUGGGUUUAGUCAGCACGUGAAGAUGGAAAAAUAACUAUAAAUAGGUGGCAAUGCCGAGAGACAAUAAACCGCACAAACAGAAAGGGAAAAUUCACCGCAUUCUAGAUGUUGCGUUCACAAUAAAAGUGAAUGAGUAUUGCGUAUUUUACGAGGGUUUUAAGAAGGGACAAACUGGAAUAAAUAAGCGUGGACAAGAGUAGCAUACUUCACCACCAGAAAAUUUGAAUAGCACACGAAAGAGGGUUUAGAGCGAAAAGGAGCUUAUAAUCUAAGGAUUUUGUAAAAUCUGUGAAUGCGACGAGUGAAAAAAACGUAGAGAACUUUGCAUCAAACAACUCUUUAGGUAUUUUUCUUGGACUAGUUCACGUGCCCACUUUAACCGUUUUUAGCGUGUUAUAGCCGAUAAUUACCGAACACUCAUUCUCCGUACUCAUGUACUGCGGUUAGCAUCCAGCUGCAUUCUAAUAUGCGGCUCUCCGCUCUCCUCAAUAAAUGGUUCAUCGAUAGGAUGAAAACCAAGUGACUUGUAGAAUCCCAUUCGGGUGACGACAGAGUCCAAUACGCAUGGUGAAUUGGGCCAUUGCUCUCUGUAUAUCUCCAAACAGCGUUGGAUCAGAGCUUUUCCAAGUUUGCGAUUGCGGGCGCUUUUACGUACGACGACUCGUCCAAUGUGAACACUGUCAUCAAGUACCCCUGGCGGUAUUAUUCGAGCGUAUGCGAGAAGUUCUCCGUUUUCGAGAUACCGAACAUGAACGGUGGCAGGAUGGAUGUCGUAUUCAUCCAUUUCUUGAAAUGCAAUUCCCCAUUCUUUAACAAAUACUUCUAUUCGCAGAUAAAGUAUAUGGAAGAGUUCUUCUCUCGAUAAAUCCGGCAGCAGUCCAGACGACCACUGACCUGUUAAAGGCUCGGGAGUAGCUGAAGAUGACGGUUUAGACAUGGGAAUAGCAGUGAAAGGAACGAACUUGGGAGGUCGAUUUUUGGUUCAUCCAAGGUGUCAGUUUUGUGAUGUAACACGGACGUGUAGGAAUCGGAAGAAAACCAUUGCAAAUAGGUGAAAAUGACUGUCUGUACUGUUAUGUUAUGCAAAUAGACUCUGUGUCAUGAUUGGCGGUAUUCCAGGAAAGACGUUUGAGAUCAUUUUUGUGAACGUGUUAGUAACGAAGUAUGAGAAGGAGUAUGGCACAAUCCUAGAGCUAUAGAGGAUUUAACUUUUGUUCUACAUAGAGUCGUCAGUUACAUUGCUUGGUUGGAAGAGAAUCUUCCCCGUAAGACUAACCCAUUAAUACAACCAUUUGUAUAGUAAAUUGUACUUUAGCAAUGAAACUAGAAUUUUCCUUCAAUUGAGCGAGCUACAGAAAG
This is a messenger RNA of Schizosaccharomyces japonicus yFS275, 5920 nucleotides long. Its product is annotated as meiotic recombination protein Rec10. The transcript has 2 exons. NCBI's taxonomy places the organism in Eukaryota, Fungi, Ascomycota, Schizosaccharomycetes, Schizosaccharomycetales, Schizosaccharomycetaceae. Bases 259 to 2526 code for a protein of 755 amino acids. The record is from RefSeq and is a predicted model, not a curated record. Gene Ontology annotation, biological process: reciprocal meiotic recombination.